Molecule: messenger RNA, 1628 nt
Organism: Eriocheir sinensis (Chinese mitten crab)
Lineage: Eukaryota; Metazoa; Arthropoda; Malacostraca; Decapoda; Varunidae
Exons: 2
Coding region: 112-1362 (416 amino acids)
Source: RefSeq, a predicted model, not a curated record
CUGGGCACUUUUUCCUUCGACCUCCUACCUCCGACCUCCGAUUUCAGGCGGUACCGCCGACACCUGCUAGCACACUCGCUUGUUUACAUCCUACCUCCAGCUCCAGCAGCAAUGGCCAACCUGUUCCAGCUACUGCCCUCCAACUCGAGUAAUAUUGUCGUCGCAGCACUGCUAUACGAGCGAUUUCAUCUUCAAGACAAGAAGAAGAAACGGGCGUGGAGACGGCAGUGGCUUGCAAGGAGAGAGAACCUUGGGGUAGCUAGCAGACUCCUACAAGAGCUUGCGUUGGAAGACACCGAAGGCUACAGGCAGUGGAUGCGGCUAGAUAAACAUCAGUUUCAAGAGCUUCUUAAAAUGAUAGAGCCCACAAUUAGGAAGCAAGACACAAGGCUGCGGAAGGCUGUCGCACCUGAAGUGAGAUUGGCAAUCACCAUGAGAUAUCUAGCUACAGGAGAGUCACAAACAUCCCUUGCCUACCAGUUCCGGGUCAGCCAGAACCUCAUUUCAUCAAUCAUCCCUGAGGUGUGCCAGGCAAUCUACAAUGCUCUACAGCCCUUAUACGUGGUGGUUCCGAGGACAGAGGAAAAGUGGAAGGAAGUGGCUCAGGGUUUCAACACCCUCUGGAACUUCCCAUUAUGUGUGGGUGCUUUGGAUGGGAAGAGAGUGUUGAUCCAGAAGCCAGCAAAUUCUGGAUCUUUGUAUUUUGACUACAAAGGGGACUUUAGUAUAAUCCUAAUGGCUCUGGUGGACUCUGACUACAAAUUCCUGUAUAUAGAUGUAGGCACUAAUGGGCGAGGAAGUGACGCAGGAGUUUGGAGUAGGUGCAGUUUGUCUGCUGGACUAGAGAAUAAUUCAGUAAGCUUGCCACCACCUGAGUUUCUACCUAAUUCCAGCACUGAGUCCCCAUAUGUAAUUGUAGGCGACGAUGCCUUUCCCUUAAAAACGUACCUCAUGAAGCCAUACCCUGGAUUAGAUCAACCAGAUGAAAAGAGAAUUUUCAACUACCGUCUGUCUAGGGCACGGAGAGUGUCAGAAAACGCCUUCGGGAUUUUGGUCAGCAGAUUCCAAAUAUUCCGGCAGCCAAUCCGCACAUCUCCAGAAUGUGUAACAAAAAUAGUUUUGGCCUCGGUUGCACUUCACAAUUAUUUAAGGGUCACAUCACGGGAUGCUUAUGCUCCAGCAGACGGGAAUGAAAAUACAUCUAGCGGUCAUCAUAGAGGCGUUGCUGGUGUCUUGCAGAACUUUCAAGCGGUGCCCCGAAGACCAGCCAGGGAUGCUGUGCAGGUGAGACAAAAACUGAUGGCAUACUUCAACUCAGUUGGCACGGUACCAUGGCAGAGGGAAAUGGCACAUCUACACUAAAAAUGACGGCUGGAGGGGUUGUGUCAUUGCAGCGACACACGGCGUAUGCUCCCCGUUAGUUAGUGAGUGCAUGAGGUGGGAUAUGUAAAAAGUUGGGAAUGUAAUGUAAACAGAAAGUAAAUGUAAAAUUUCUUCUGCAUAAUUUGGGCUCCGAAUCUUUUUUUUUUUGUUUUUUUUAAGAUUCCUUUCCGUGUUUGCUUUCAGAUUAAUUACCACUGAGCCCACUGGACUCAACCAAUGUUGAAAAUAAACCUUAAGAUAAUUGA